Molecule: messenger RNA, 2464 nt
Organism: Rana temporaria (common frog)
Lineage: Eukaryota; Metazoa; Chordata; Amphibia; Anura; Ranidae
Product: START domain-containing protein 10-like
Exons: 6
Coding region: 684-1484 (266 amino acids)
Molecular function (GO): lipid binding
Source: RefSeq, a predicted model, not a curated record
CUGCUAAAAAUCCUGAUUCUUCCUCUGCAGUGGCAGUGCAGUACAAGGAAAGUUUGACUAUGCUGCAAUGCACACAUCUCUCACUGCUACCAGCCUGAAAUGCACACUUGCACCUAUACUCCCAGGCAUGUUUAAUGGGCUUGAUGAUGAGGCUAGCUAGGGAUCAGCUGAAUCAGUAGCUGCUGCAGUCAGACAGAUGGAGCUUAGGCAGGCAGAGAGAGGAUGCUCAGGAAGAAAGAGGAGGGAGUGGAAGUAAUGGGCUGGGUGAGGAAUCCAAGACACCUGUAUGAUGUUACCUUUUAAAUAAUAUAGGACCUUGCAAGCUUAGGUAGAGGAAACUGGAGACAAGUCAGCAGAGCUUAUUGCAAAACCUACCUGGUGGGGUGCACAGCCGGUGCCCUGUUCAUUGCUUGGAUCACUGACCUCUGAAAGAAACACACAUAGAUACUGAGAUAAACCUUGGAAACUGGUUAAGAAGCAAUUAAACACAGAAGAUAAUAAUAAAAAAACUAGACAUGGAAAAACAGAGAAUUUUCUUCUGCAAAGCAUAAGACAAAAAGGGAACUGUACCACUUGGCCAACAGAAGAAAAAAAAAGGAUUGCACUCAUGUGCAGUGACCUGAGAGCAAGGCAGAGUUAACGUGUCAGUUGGGGAUACAGUCAUCUUGUGGAACACGGGAAGAAUGGUGCAUAUUCCAGACGAUGCAGACUUUAACACUUUCCGGGAGCAAUGUGAGAUUAACGACGGCUGGCAGUGCCAAUACAACAAGGGGGGAGUGACGGUGUGGAGCCAGGAGCAAGACAGUAUCAAGACUGUGAAGAAACUCAAGAUGCGUAUUGUUUGCAAGGAUGUCCCUGCUGAGGUUCUCUAUGAUGUCCUGCAUGACACCAGCUACCGUAGGAAAUGGGACACAAACAUGAUAGACACCUUUGACAUUGGGCGGCUUACAGUUAAUACAGAUGUUGGAUACUACUCAUGGAAGUGUCCAAGUCCUUUAAAGAACAGAGACUUUGUAACCUUACGAUCGUGGUUACCCCUUGGCAAUGACUACAUGAUAAUCAAUUAUUCAGUAAAGCAUCCGAAACAUCCUCCUCGCAAGGACUUUGUGAGAGCAGUUUCCUUGCAGACUGGAUAUCUCGUUCAAGCCAAUGGGGAAAACAGCUGCGUACUCUAUUACCUCACACAAGUCGACCCCAAAGGGUCAUUACCAAAGUGGGUAGUAAAUAAAGUAUCUCAGUUUGUGGCUCCAAAGGCAAUGAAAAAGAUCUAUAAAGCUGGUGUUAAGUAUCCUGAAUGGAAGAGAAAACAUGACCCACUUUUUAAGCCAUGGGUGUAUCCAGAGCAGAACACCCUUCCAACCGUGAAUUUGGAAGACCUGGCAAUCCAGAGGGCUGAUGAGCUGGAAAACAUAGAUGAAAGUGGAGUAUCUGAAGAAAGAUCACACAUUAGUGAUGAUGAAGAUGGGCUUUCAAAGGAUUCUUAAAUAGAUGUUUUUAAUCUUUCAUAUAAUUUCUUCUGUCAAUCUACAAAAUUUUGAUUCACAACCAGUUUGCUCGGUUAACCCUCACUCCAUUCCUUUCUACCAUUUUCUGAUCUUUUUUAAACUUUGUACAACUCAGGAACAAGUUGAGGUGUAUUUGAAAAAGUCCUAUUGAAAGGAAAUCUCUUAAUGGACACCAACCACAUAAUUGUUUCCUAUACAUUUCCUAAUGUAUUUGUUUUUCAAAACUGACUGCUCACACACAUAGAAAUAGACGUGGACAGACUAUGAGCAAACAUUUAGGAAAAACUUCUGUAAGGGUUGUUGCAGCAAAUUCCUGAAAACUGGACCUUUUUAUUUCCAAAUGAUUUGCUAUAUAUUUAUAUCGGUCAACUGUGUGUGCAGCUGCCCUCAUAAGCAUCAUGUUAUUGAACAGCAGUUCUGGGAAGAAAGAUCAAUGUACCCAUGAUAAAGAACACACAUAUACACAUCAAGAAAGUCCAAAGUGUACACUUUUUGGGUCACUGAGUCAAAGUGAGCAAGAUAGCCUGGCAAUUUAGAAAGUUUAAUUUAAGAGUAUGUAAAUACUUUUAUUUUCAACAGCCUGUCCCCAAGGUUACUUUAAAAGGACACCUGCCAAUAGAGGUAUCCCUAGGCUGCCUUUGUUGGCCAACCCCAAAAUAUGCUAGUUUAGUUGGCAAGUUGUUGACCUGAAACAAAUGCCUUAAGCAUGUGUACGGCCUAGCGGACAGGUUUCCAGCGGACAAAAGUUUCUUAGCAAGCUAAGAAACUUGUCCGCUGGAAACAUGUCCGUCGGACAUGUCCGAUGGUUAGUACACCUAAUCGGACAUGUCCGCUGGUUAUGACGUGUAAUGACGUCCCGGUUAUGACGUGUAAUGACGUGUAAUCAGCGUCCCGAAAUCCCGCGCAUGUGUCGAAUUGAUUCGACGCAUGCGUGGAAGCAUUGCACUUCCGUGUUUGAG